This is a messenger RNA of Mesitornis unicolor (brown roatelo), 327 nucleotides long. RefSeq names its product sodium/potassium-transporting ATPase subunit alpha-3-like. Lineage: Eukaryota; Metazoa; Chordata; Aves; Mesitornithiformes; Mesitornithidae. Gene Ontology annotation, biological process: intracellular sodium ion homeostasis; potassium ion import across plasma membrane; proton transmembrane transport. The annotation marks the transcript as partial. The transcript is spliced from 2 exons. Gene Ontology annotation, molecular function: P-type sodium:potassium-exchanging transporter activity. The record is from RefSeq and is a predicted model, not a curated record.
CCACGACAACCCCUGGAGACCUGGAACAUCACCACCUUCAGCACCAACUGCAUUGAGGGCACAGCCCGCGGGGUGGUGAUCGCCACCGGGGACCGCACCGUGAUGGGACGCAUCGCGACGCUGGCGUCGGGGCUGGAGGUGGGGAAGACGCCGAUCGCGGUGGAGAUCGAGCACUUCAUCCAGCUCAUCACCGGCGUCGCCGUCUUCCUCGGCAUCUCCUUCUUCAUCCUCUCGCUCAUCCUGGGCUACACGUGGCUGGAGGCCGUCAUCUUCCUCAUCGGCAUCAUCGUGGCCAACGUCCCUGAGGGGCUGCUGGCCACCGUCACC